UAUAUACAACUCCACAGAUCAGACUCCACAUCUAUCUUAUAUCACUUUUCAUUCAAUUAACCUUCAGCUCAGUUGUUCAUUGAAGCCUCAAAGUUCUUAAAGAUCUCACCUUUCUUCAAGAACAAAGAGAAAAUAGCUAUCUGCUAGGCAUAUAUACUUGUAUCUAGCUUCAAGAUCUCACCUUUCUUCUUUACUAUUUCAUCAUUAAGUUUUCAUCCUCAUGAGGCCAGUCUUGUUCAUUUCUCUUCUACUCUUGUCAACCCUCUUUUAUGAAGUUCAAGGCAGACAUUUGAGAAAAGGAGGAGACCUCCCAGCUAGGAAUCACAAACCCAAUGAAAAUGGUAGCAUAAGAAGAAGUGGAGAGAAGAAGAUUGAUGCAUGCAAAGAUGGGCAAUGUUCCUCAUCAUCUGCAUCUGCAGGAAGAAAUAGGAAACUUAUUGACAAAACAACCUCUUCUACUUAUAGUACCACCACCACUUCAAAGAACCUCAAGAAUGAAGGAACUAAAUCUAGUAGUGAAAGUGUAGGCGUGAAGAAAGAAAAGUUUUCAGUCAAAUCUUCGCCGGAAACCGGCCACCGGGAAACGUCCAACGAGCAUUAUCCGAAUGUGUUCGACCUAGCUGGGAUGGAUUACUCUCCGGCGAGGAGAAAGGCUCCAAUACACAACUAAGCUAAGGAAAAAAAAUAAUUAAAUUAAAGUCAUAAUAGUAGUGGUCAAUCAAUUUGCAGAUCAGAAGAGAACAUUCAUAAACUUCCAAAUAGAUCGAACGAAUAGAAGCUGCGACAGCGCCAUCUGAAAUGCUGCAGUGUUUUAAGGAUUAUAGGAAGAUUUUGUGCAUAAAAUAAUGUCACUUUAAUGAAUAGUACAUUAUAUAUUAUUAUUAUUAAUUGCUCGAUGAUUAGAAUAUAAUUAAUCAGUCAAGGGGAGCUAAGUACACUUUGUAAAUACUAUACGGAUCGGAGUAUAUAUAAUUCUCCCCACAAAUAUCAGUUUAAUAAAGGUAGUAAUAUUCUCUCAUUUUA
Molecule: messenger RNA, 1023 nt
Organism: Ipomoea nil (Japanese morning glory)
Lineage: Eukaryota; Viridiplantae; Streptophyta; Magnoliopsida; Solanales; Convolvulaceae
Exons: 4
Coding region: 221-670 (149 amino acids)
Source: RefSeq, a predicted model, not a curated record